Messenger RNA from Macrobrachium nipponense, 509 nucleotides. Its product is annotated as zinc-regulated GTPase metalloprotein activator 1-like. The coding region runs from base 103 to 423 and encodes 106 amino acids. The record is from RefSeq and is a predicted model, not a curated record. The transcript has 3 exons. NCBI's taxonomy places the organism in Eukaryota, Metazoa, Arthropoda, Malacostraca, Decapoda, Palaemonidae. Gene Ontology annotation, cellular component: cytoplasm.
CCCUCCAGUUGUACUUAAAUAGGCAACCUUCAUUACGAACUGACAUUGAACAACAAAUCAACAACUCCUCAAAUAGAGACCAUAGUGUCAAGUGUAGAAGGCAUGUCGGCCAAUGUUACUGUGAUGUCUUCUACUUCAGAGAUGACAGGGGAAGAGGAUAUCCCAAUGCUUGUAGAGGGGUUGGAAUAUGCAGUGAACCGAGAAGUACCUAAUCUAGAGUCAAUAGCAAACACACCACGUGUGCCAGUCACCAUUCUAACUGGUUAUCUUGGUGCUGGGAAAACGACUCUCCUGAAUUACAUUCUUACACAACAGCAUAACAAAAGAAUAGCUGUUAUAUUGAAUGAAUUUGGUGAAGAAGGGUUGACACUUGGAGCUUUCUUUGCCCCCAUGAUUGCUUAUUUAGCAGUUGCACUUGAAUAAAAGAGCACAAAAUGCAACAAACACAAAAGCAGAAUGAGUCAUGAGAGAACACGGGAUGCUUUGCUUGAGGCUGAGUACAGGCCUAG